AUGCUGAUCAUUCUACUUCUUGUCACUUUGCUAGCGGUUGCAACCGCAUACCAAUGGAAGAAGUGUCAAAAGCUUCCUAAAGGACCAACCCCUCUACCAAUUAUCGGAAACUUCCAUCAAUUUGUGUACUAUGGGUUGAAACUUGGAAGCGCUGUUGCAGUCUACCAUCACUUUGAAAAGGUCCAUGGAAAAGUUUUCACACUUUGGAUGGGGCUUCUACCAACAGUGUACAUUUCCGAUUACGAUAUUGCUCAUGAGACACAUAUCAAAAGAGCCAACAUUUUUAGUAACCGAUUCGCAACAGGGACUACUCAACAUAUUAGACAUGGACGAGGGAUCAUAGCGUCGAAUGGAGAGUUUUGGCAGGAACACAGAAGAUUCGCGUUGACGACGUUGAGGAAUUUCGGAUUGGGAAGAAAUAUCAUGGAGGAGAAGAUUAUGGAAGAGUAUCACUACAGAGUCGCUGACUACACCAAAACACAUACCAAGAACGGUGCAAUUGAAAUUCACGCUGGCACAUUUUUCGAUCUCCUUGUUGGAUCCAUCAUUAACCAGCUCCUAAUUUCUGAACGAUUCGAGCAGGACGAUCAAGAAUUCGAGAAGAUCAAAUCAGCACUUGCGGAGUCUUUGGAAAACUUUGGCAUCGUUGACAUCUUCUUUCCUUGCUGGUUUUUGGAGACACCACUCAUGGCCUGGAGGCAGAAAAAGAUUUUCAAACCUUUCGAUUUUGUAUACGAAGUUAGUGUGAGAAAUAUUGCCAAGAGAGUUGCGGCGGUGGAGAGUGGAGAACAUGUGAUUGAGGACGGAGGUAACGAUUUCGCGGAUGCAUACUUGUUGAAGAUUCAGAAGGAUCAACGGGAUGGAGUAAAGUCCACAUUUGACUAUGAAACAAUGGCCAUUGAUGUUUUCGAUCUCUGGCAAGCCGGUCAGGAAACCACUUCAACAACUCUCACUUGGGCAUUCGCUUGUCUUUUGAACCACCCAGAAGUGGCCAAAAAGUUGCGAGCGGAGCUCAUGAAACUCACUGGUGGAAACCGCACCAUCUCUCUCACUGACCGACCAGACACCCCAUACCUUAAUGCAACAUGCAAUGAAGUCCAACGAAUUGCUUCUAUCCUUAACAUCAAUUUAUUCCGGCACAUCGAAGAGGAUACGGUGAUUGCUGGCCAGCCGUUGGCAGCUGGCACCGCACUCACUACGCAAAUGUCCAUGCUUCACACCGACGAAGCCGUGUUCAAAAAUGCUACCGAGUUUAAGCCAGAGAGAUUUUUAGAGAAUAGCAAUUUGGAGAAGACUUUGAUUCCAUUUGGAAUCGGUAAACGAUCGUGUCUAGGAGAGUCAUUGGCCAGAGCAGAGUUGUAUUUGAUCCUGUCCAACCUUAUCCUUGAUUUUGAUAUCGAACCAGUGGGGACCGUACCUCCGAUCAAGACGCUGAAUCCAUUCGGGCUUUUGAGAAGACCCCCAACUUAUAACAUUCGGUUCAAGCCUGUAAAGCAUUGA
This is a messenger RNA of Caenorhabditis briggsae, 1500 nucleotides long. It is a transcript of the gene Cbr-cyp-34A10, whose product is annotated as Protein CBR-CYP-34A10. Gene Ontology annotation, biological process: xenobiotic metabolic process. The record is from RefSeq and is a predicted model, not a curated record. Lineage: Eukaryota; Metazoa; Nematoda; Chromadorea; Rhabditida; Rhabditidae. Gene Ontology annotation, cellular component: intracellular membrane-bounded organelle; cytoplasm. The transcript has 5 exons. Bases 1 to 1500 code for a protein of 499 amino acids. Gene Ontology annotation, molecular function: oxidoreductase activity, acting on paired donors, with incorporation or reduction of molecular oxygen, reduced flavin or flavoprotein as one donor, and incorporation of one atom of oxygen; iron ion binding; heme binding.